CCUAGGUUUAAUCAGUGACAAUAAAUUUGAGCGAGCCUUGGUGGUGCUGGACAUAAUUUUGCUGAAUUCCUCUUCCAACUACAUUCAGAUGGAUGAUAAAAUUAUUCAGAUUAAUCAAGGUGGCAACAGUGCUGUGCCUGGAUGUGGGCUUUACAAUGAGCAAUUCUUCCCCUGGUGAAGAGUCCUCACUUGAACAAGCCAAGAAGAUUAUGACAAAGUUUGUGCAACGACAGGUUUUUGCUGAGAGUAAAGAUGAGGUCGCUGUAGUUUUGUUUGGCACUCAUGGUACUAGGAAUGGCCUUGCCAGUGGGGACCAAUACCAACACAUUACUGUACAUAGGUCACUAAUGCUGCCAGAUUUUGAUCUGCUGGAAGACAUUCAAGAUGUGAUUAAAGCAGGCUCUGAACAAGCAGACUUUCUGGAUGCAAUUAUUGUGUGUAUGGACUUGCUUCAGAAGGAAACAAUAGGAAAGAAAUAUGAGAAGAGACACAUUGAACUAUUUACAGACCUUAGUAGUCCUGUCAGUGAGGAUCAGCUGGAAAUUAUCAUAGCUAACUUGAAGAAAACAGGAAUUUCACUUCAGUUCUUUCUACCAUUUCAAGUGGUUAUUGAUGAUGGAAGUGGAGAUACAAUUGGCAGUGUACAUUCUCAUAUACACAGAAACUCAUUUCCAAUAAAGAGUUUAACUGAACAACAGAAACAAGGUAUUGAUGUGGUGAGGAAACUCAUGCAUACUUUGGAUGAAGAAGGAGGGCUGGAAGAAAUUUAUACUUUCAGAGAGAGUCUGGAACGUCUUUCAAUGUUUAAGAAAUUAGAAAGAAGGCCUAUGCCUUGGCCUUGCCAGCUCACUAUUGGUUCUAAUCUGUCCAUAAGGAUUGUGGCCUACAAAGCAGUCACAGAAGAGAAGGUGAAAAAAGUUUGGACAGUUGUGGAUGCUAAAACCCUUAGAAGAGAUGAUGUGCAGAAAGAAACUGUUUACUGCUUGAAUGAUGAUGAUGAGACAGAGGUUCAGAAAGAUGAUACUAUUCAAGGUUUUCGGUAUGGGAGCGAUAUAGUUCCUUUUUCCAAGGAAGAUGAAGAGCAAAUGAAAUACAAAACAGAAGGAAAAUGUUUUUCUGUUUUGGGAUUCACUAGAUCGUCUCAGAUCCAGAGACAUUACUACAUGGGCAACCAGGUUCUGAAGGUCUUUGCAGCAAAAGGUGAUGAGAAUGCAGCAGUUGCUUUUUCUGCCCUUGUUCGUGCACUGGAUGAGUUGAAAGUGGUAGCUAUCGUGCGCUAUGCUUAUGAUAGAAGGAGCAACCCGCAAAUUGGAGUAGCUUUUCCAUAUAUUAAGGAAGCAUAUGAGUGUCUCAUCUAUGUGCAACUACCCUACAUGGAAGACCUCAGACAGUACAUAUUUUCAUCCUUGAAAAACAAUAAAAAAUGCAUUCCUACAGUGGAUCAGUUGUCUGCUGUUGACUCAUUGAUUGAUUCUAUGAAUUUGGUUUAUGAAGAUGGAGAAACUUUUGAGGACCUGUUUAAGCCCAGCAAAAUCCCAAACCCUCACUUUCAGAGGUUAUAUCAGUGUUUGCAGCAUAAGGCUUUUCACCCUGACAAGCCACUGCCGCCAAUAGAGCAGCACCUUUUAGAGAUGCUGGAGAUGCCCUCUGUGGUAAAAGAAAGGUGUCAGGCUCCUCUUGAAAGAGUAAAAGCACUUUUCCCCCUGAAGGAAGUUGGCAAGAAAAAAGAAGAGAAGACUGCUCAAGACAUCUUCAAAGACAACAGCGAAGAUGAACCCCGCCUUAAGAAGCCAAAAACUGAAGAUGAGGAAGAGAGCUUUAGCAUCCUAAAACUUGCUGAAGGCAAUAUUACCUCUGUAGGAAGUGUUAACCCAGCAGAAGAUUUCCGAAUUCUGGUGAGGAAGAAAAACGCUGACUUCAAAGAUGUGAGUCAGCAGUUGAUAAACCGCAUUGAUCAGUUCCUGGAAAAUAAAGGUUCACAGUACUACGUGAAAGGGAUCGAUUGUAUUAGAGUUUUCAGAGAGGAGGCCAUGAAGCUGUCCAAGGUGCAGUGCUUUAAUGACUUUCUGCAAGCCCUGAAAUCAAAGUUGGAAGAUAAAGCCUUAGCUGAUUUCUGGGAGAUCAUGAUACAAGACAGAAUUUCUUUGAUCAGUAAAGAUGAAGCACAGGAAAGUUCAGUGACCAGCGAAGAGGCUCAAAAGUUCUUGGCUCCGAAAGAAAGUAAAAAUGAAAGUCUGCCUCCCACAGAUGAAGGUGGUGAUGUUGAUGAUUUGUUGGACAUGAUGUGACUGGGUGAUAUAUGGUGACUAUACAACCAAAGUUUUGGAAGAGAUCUCCCUGUGAGAUGGGGCACAAAAACAGAUGCUAAUGAGAAGACAGUACAUCCAUCUUUAUUUUCUCAAAUGAGAGCAGAAAUCCCAGAAACACUUCCAGUUGGUAUAAAUAUCAUCUGACUCUUCAAAACUAGAAGACUGAAAUGAUUUGAAGUGUUUGGGAAGUAAUAAUAGCUUUAAGGCAUCUUUUUUUUUUUUUUUUAAGAACACUGAAUCUAGCUUGUCCUUGGUAUUACUUUCAGCUAAACACUACUAAAUUUAAUGAGAAUCUGCUC
Messenger RNA from Neopelma chrysocephalum (saffron-crested tyrant-manakin), 2608 nucleotides. It is a transcript of the gene XRCC5, whose product is annotated as X-ray repair cross complementing 5. The transcript has 21 exons. Gene Ontology annotation, cellular component: Ku70:Ku80 complex; nucleus. Lineage: Eukaryota; Metazoa; Chordata; Aves; Passeriformes; Pipridae. The record is from RefSeq and is a predicted model, not a curated record. The coding region runs from base 93 to 2288 and encodes 731 amino acids. Gene Ontology annotation, molecular function: DNA helicase activity; damaged DNA binding; double-stranded DNA binding. Gene Ontology annotation, biological process: double-strand break repair via nonhomologous end joining; telomere maintenance; DNA recombination.